Polyodon spathula (Mississippi paddlefish) is the source of this 2066-nucleotide messenger RNA. Its product is annotated as sorting nexin-16-like. Gene Ontology annotation, molecular function: phosphatidylinositol binding. The record is from RefSeq and is a predicted model, not a curated record. The transcript is spliced from 8 exons. Lineage: Eukaryota; Metazoa; Chordata; Actinopteri; Acipenseriformes; Polyodontidae. Gene Ontology annotation, cellular component: extrinsic component of endosome membrane; early endosome; late endosome. Bases 259 to 1284 code for a protein of 341 amino acids. Gene Ontology annotation, biological process: early endosome to late endosome transport; endosome to lysosome transport; protein targeting to lysosome.
UGCAUUAAGAACGUCUUUAGCGUGUGCUGUCUAGGUGUUUCAGGAUGCGGUAAAAGAUGAGAAAGAGCCAAAUAAGUUCCACGUAAAAACUGUGAGAUGUUCCAGUGAAAGGGAAAGAGCAAAAUAGAAAAUAAAGAACAUUAUAGCCCAUUCUCAGACUCAUAUGGAACAAGUCUCCGCUGCUAGCUACUUUGCAUUAUUUCUUCCCUUUAUGACUGGUUCAGAAGUACUGUACAUGCAAAGUGUUUUCUCAAGGAGAUGGCUACCCCAUUUGUCCCUGUUCCAGUUCCCAUGGAUAGUGCCUCACCAGGUAUAGCAAGAAGCAGAAGCCAAAGAAGUUCCUCAUUUGGUAGCAUAUCCACCAGUUCCAGUUCAUCCAAGGGCCAGGCCGAAGACUGCAUUACAGGCAGCAAUAAAAAGAGUAGCAUUUCUGACCGGCCUAGUUCUACUCCACCACAAUGUAAAAGUCCAGUCAUCAGGACUAAACUUAAUGGCGCAGACUCUUCAAUUGAAUACUCAAACUCUCCCAUUGGACAAACCUCAGAAUCAACCGGCUGGGAGGAUAGACCCUCUACGCCAACUGUGCUGGGCUAUGAGGUGAUGGAGGAAAGAGCCAAGUUCACAGUUUACAAGGUCCUGGUAAGGAAAAGUCCAGAGGAGAGUUGGGUGGUCUUUCGAAGAUACACAGAUUUCUCACGUCUGAAUGAUAAGUUGAAGGAGAUGUUUCCAGGUUUCCGUCUCGCUCUUCCUCCAAAGCGCUGGUUCAAGGACAAUUACAACUCUGACUUCCUGGAAGACAGACAACUGGGACUGCAGGCAUUCCUACAGAAUCUGGUAGCUCACAAAGACAUUGCUAACUGCCUCCAUGUGCGUGAGUUUUUGUGCCUAGAUGACCCCCCGGGUCCAUUUGAUAGCUUGGAAGAGAGUCGGGCUUUCUGUGAAACUCUUGAAGAAACCAACUACAGACUGCAAAAAGAGCUAAAUGAAAAGCAGAGAGAAAUAGAACAUUUGAAGACAAAAAUGAAAGAAAAACAACAACGUAUAGAUUUUUUGGAAAAGGGGAUCAAGGAUGUUUCAUUUAGCCAAGAAAACAGCUGCAGACCAUUGGAGCAGGGAAGUGAGUGCAGUGGCGAAGUGGAGUCCUCUGCAGUGGAAGCAGACCAAGAAAUGGGAGUGGAAAAUAGUCCUGGAAUACAUGCAGCCUGCUGGUGUGGACCUGCAUCAGGAAACUCUCCUCCUGUGAUUGAAGUUGCUCAAGCUGCAGAACCUUUUGAAGAACAUUGAUUAGGUUUUUCUAAAGCUGCGUUUUGAAUAUUUAGUUUUUACUUACAGUGCUGCUCAAGACUUAUUGCCAGAUUAUGCAGAAAAAAAUUGUCAGCAAACAAGUUCACUAAGUUUACUGAUUUGAUUACCAAAGCCAACAAAGGUAAACAAGUGUGUGUGUACCUCUAUUAUUGGGCUAAAUAACCAGUUUACUGUGGCAGCCUCAGUACUAAAAAUCUAUAAAAUAUGUUGUAUUGCAUUGAUUUUGUGCAGCUUUUGGUGUACAUACCUGUGUAACAUUUGUAAUGUAUAUUGCCAUAGGUGUUCACUAUUUUCAGACAGAAGCUCUUUGUCAUUGUUUUAUUCUUUUGGACCUGGUGUACUGAUGGUCUGAUCUGUCAGUUACUCACUGUCCUGCAGCUGCACGUCUUGCACUAUGCAAUCAAUCACCGUUUUGUUUUAACCUCAAAAUUAACCUGGGGAGAAUAGGCAUGACUAUUCUUCCGGAUCACAUAGAUUUAAACAAAUACUUGUGCUACAUUCAGGGCUCUAAGUUUGUUGUCAUUUGAAAAGUGAUAAUGUGCAAAUAGGCAUGGGAAAUAGGCAUAGGCAUUUUUACAUUGCCAUGGAUAUUUAUUAUGAUCAUAGCUAUUCAUAGAUUACAUUUAUUAAUAAAAGAUUCUGAAUGUUUUAUAUAUAUCACCAUAUAUCACCAUAUAGGGUGAUCUUAUUCUCUGAGUGAAAUAGAAAUCUAAACCUAAAGAUUAUUAAUGGUAUGAUUCCAUACAUAGGAUUGUAAAAAU